Molecule: messenger RNA, 1736 nt
Organism: Papaver somniferum (opium poppy)
Lineage: Eukaryota; Viridiplantae; Streptophyta; Magnoliopsida; Ranunculales; Papaveraceae
Product: serine/threonine-protein kinase PCRK1-like
Exons: 5
Coding region: 244-1575 (443 amino acids)
Biological process (GO): protein phosphorylation
Molecular function (GO): ATP binding; protein kinase activity
Source: RefSeq, a predicted model, not a curated record
UUUUUUUUUUUUUUAGGUGUUAUAUUUCAAAUGGUUGGCGAAGUUUGCUGGAUGGAAUUGACUUGCAUUUUAGAAGUUGUGGGAAGCUCGUUGUUCUCCUACCGACUUUGGAUUUUGUCACUAAGGCUACAAUGAUCUGAGAUUUCUAAAGUUUAGUAUAUUAGCUUCUCCUCUGGUACCAAUUUGUAAAGAGCAACAGAAAAAGAGAAGAGGCUACUGUUUGAUUACUUUUGUUGAAUUACCAUGAGGUGUUUUCAAUCCGAUAACGGGGAGAAGAGAAAUGACCUGAUAACUACUUCUACUACAAGGUCAUCAAUGCCUCAUUUAUCCUCUAGUGCUUCUACGUCGACCGAUGAUUUUCGAAGACUUGAUUCUGCAUUUGGAUCUCAGAAUGUAUCAGACAUGAGUGCGGGGUCAUCAAGCAAGACCCCAAGCCGAAAACAUUUACGGUGUCCAACACAAAAAUCUAACAAUCUUAGAGUGUUCACAUUAUCUGAGCUCAAGACUGCAACAAAGAAUUUCAACCAGCUGCUUAUGAUUGGUGAGGGUGGGUUCGGGUGUGUUUACAGGGCGCGGAUAAAUAGUUCGGAGGAUUCACGUGCUAAGAUCGAUGUUGCUAUUAAACAGCUUGGAAAAAGAGGAUUGCAGGGGCACAAGGAAUGGGUUACAGAAGUAAAUGUACUUGGAGUAGUUGACCAUAAAAACCUUGUAAAAUUAGUGGGUUAUUGUAACGAGGACGACGAAAGAGGAAUUCAGCGGAUUCUGGUUUAUGAAUUUAUGAAAAAUAGAAGUGUGGAAGACCAUUUAACGAAUAAAAGCACAAAAGCUCUUUCAUGGUCCAUGAGACUUAAAAUAGCAGAAGAUGCUGCUUGUGGGUUGGCUUACUUGCACGAAGAAAUGGACUUUCAGAUUAUCUUUAGAGAUUUUAAAUCUUCAAACAUUCUCUUGGAUGAUCAAUGGAAUGCUAAGUUAUCAGAUUUUGGGUUGGCCAGGGAAGGCCCGACAGAAGGAGCUAGUCAUGUAUCAACAGCGAUUGUGGGCACUCUUGGGUAUGCAGCUCCUGAAUAUAUACAAACUGGUCGUCUCACAACCAAGAACGACGUUUACAGCUAUGGGGUUUUCCUAUAUGAACUCAUCACUGGCAGACGCCCACUAGAUCGAAACCGUCCAAGGGGAGAGCAGAAUCUGAUAGAAUGGGUGAGGCCUUAUUUAACAGACAUUAAGAAAUUUGAACAGAUAUUAGAUCCAAGGAUGGAAGGGAAGUACAAUUUGAGAAGUGCCAUGAAGCUAGCAGCCGUGGCUAACCGAUGCAUGUCCCGACAACCAAGGGUACGCCCGAAGAUGAGUGAGGUUCUGGAGAAAGUGAAGCUGAUAGUGGAAGGAAAAGAAAUAAUAGGCUCUACCCCUAAUGAGAUACCACCCUUGCCCCAGAAGAGCUUUGAUCCCAAUGAUCCUUCCGUAGAAGGCGAACAUAAUUCGAAUUCGCCCACUUCAAAGACGUCACUUUCCACAAUUACAGAUAGUUGUUUGUCAUGUAUGAAAUUCUGGUCCCCGAAGAUUGUUCAGGUUAGCUGACCAAGAGAUUGCCAUACACCAGAUGAUAUUUUGGUUCAUAACAAUUAUUUGUAGCUCCACGCACGGAUCCGAUGCUCACUAGUCUCCAUACAGCUUGCACAUUGUUCCUUGAAUUUUUGUUCCAAACUUUUCAAUGAACACCUUUGUUUUUCCGUUUGAAA